This is a messenger RNA of Drosophila mojavensis, 1362 nucleotides long. RefSeq names its product histidine-rich protein PFHRP-II (gene Cpr66Cb). The coding region runs from base 271 to 765 and encodes 164 amino acids. The transcript has 2 exons. Gene Ontology annotation, cellular component: extracellular matrix. Lineage: Eukaryota; Metazoa; Arthropoda; Insecta; Diptera; Drosophilidae. The record is from RefSeq and is a predicted model, not a curated record.
ACAAAAGUUGCAGCUAACCACAAUUAAAGUAAAUGUUACAAUUCAAGUCGAGUGUAGCCAAGUGGCAAAAGCCACUAAACAGCCACAACCACAGCAGCCACAGCCACUGCAAACACUUUAUUAAAAAUGCACACACACACACCCACAAAAGAAAAGGAGAUGUUGUUGGGAGCAGGUUUUUGGCAAACACUUGUUGAACUUAGCGCUAAUUGCGAGACCUCCUCGGCCGAGUGAUGUUAACAAACAAUUAGCUAAGUCCGCUGUCCAAUUAUGCAAUUGCAGUAUCUGAUUUUGGCGUCAGCUCUCUGUUUGAGCUUGGCCUAUCCGGUGGACCAACAUCAUUAUUAUGAGGAGAGCCACGGCGGCUAUGAGCAUCUGGCCCAUCACGAGGCGGCGCCGAUACACGCCUAUGGACAGCAUCAGAUUGAGCGCAUCUCCCUGGGCGAGGAGCAUGGACAUGAGAUACCACACUACGAGGUGGAACAGCAUCACACAGAGGAUGAGCAUGUGGAUUACUAUGCCCCUCCCAAAUAUGCCUUCAAGUAUGGCGUCAACGACUUCCACACUGGCGACGUCAAGUCGCAGCAUGAGACCCGCGACGGUGACACCGUGAAGGGCCAAUACUCUCUGGUGGAGCCCGAUGGUUCCAUUCGCACUGUGGACUACACCGCCGACAAGCACAAUGGCUUCAAUGCUGUCGUUCACAAGACAGCGCCAGUGCACCACCAUGAGGAGAUCCAUGAUCUGCACGAGCAUCACUAUUAAGUAACGAAAUGCCUUUAACCCCAAGAGAGCAGAAAACAAACAUGAGACCAUAUAAAACUAUAUAUGUUUCUAGAGUUAGCCAAAUUUCUUGAUAAAGUCGCUUCAUCAAACACACACACACACACACACCCUCAAACACAUACAAUCGAACGAUCCAUGUAAUGUAAUCAGCUUCAUAUCUCGUAAUUAGGACACUGAUAAACACCGCGCACUCCUCUUUGCCCGAGUGCAGGCAUUAUAAUACUACAUAAUACUCAUAUAUCAUUUUUACAUUGUAUUUUAUUUCUGUGAUAGCAACUAAUUUCCUCUAGCUACCUACACAUUCUUAACUCACUCUUAGCUCACUCUCUAUCUCUCUCUCUCUCUCUCUGUCUCUUAGUCACUAUUUUAUCUGCUACGAUUCAUCCGCUUCUAAGUUCUAGUUCAUUCACUCAGACGAAUUUAUCAAUCUAUAUACCAUAUAUAAUUUCAUUAAAUAAUGUAAAAAGAGUUUUUACAGAGAACAAACAAAUAAACAUAAAACAAAUGAAUUGUAAAUUGUGUAAUAAAGACAAUGUGAAUUAUGUACUUUUUAUAAAAUCAAAAAAAAGAAAAAUA